This is a messenger RNA of Peronospora matthiolae, 456 nucleotides long. The record is from the annotation of a GenBank genome assembly. Lineage: Eukaryota; Oomycota; Peronosporomycetes; Peronosporales; Peronosporaceae.
AUGCGAAAGCAGUACGCUUUGAAACAGCCAUUUUGGUUUUCUGCUUCGUUGGGGUAUGGAGCUCUUGGUUUUAAAGCCGAUCCGCCACGUCAAGGCGGCUCCAUUUCGAAUCGGUAUCACACCCGGUUCGUCACGACAGUUUCAGCUCUCAUCGCCGAAGCGCAAGAGUUUACUCCAAUCACAACUCCCCAGGCGCAACAGCUUCAAGUCAACACUUGCUUGGUCAAAGCAUCGACUAUUCACCCGCGGUCUGUAGUACCACGUCCACUUAGCGGUUCGACGAAGUGUCCAAGCUUCAUCUCCCCACCAAGCAUUCAUGGUAACUUCCGCUCAUACUGCCGCCGAAGCAGCGCGUCCCACACCCCUUCAGGUGCGGCAGCAAGUGGCGACUUGCCCUCUAAGUCCGACUACAACAGUUGGGGAACAAACCCAACCAUCGCUGUCUCGCCCGAGUGA